GCCAGGGCUCCAAAUAGAAGCCCAUUUAUGUAAACCCAAAAAGAGCGGGUUGAAGGAGUGAGUAGACCGGGUCAUCUGGGUUCACUCACUUUCUAACAGUGAAGCAUCAGAAGGGUGAAAUUUUGUGAAUCCCCUUCCCAAGUGUUCAGAUUUUUUGGACUCAUACAAUGCAACGAGUAUCAGGAAGAGUGUCUAGGAUCAUAACCUCUUCAGUGGCAAGUCUCCUCGUCCGUGCUUCAUCCACCCAGUCGUUUGGUACCUUCUCUGUGAAACCAAAUUUUCGGAAACUGCAACAAGGUAUUCCAGGUGAUUUUCCGAAAUGGGGUUCACUUGGGUUCUGCCGGACCUUAGGUUUCGCUUCCGGGUUCACGCCGUUGCAACCAAAGCCCUUGGGUUCAAUUCUUGAUAUCGAGAGGGUAAAGGACCGCUCAUCCGAGGACAUCGCUUCGAUUUGGGAUGAUUAUCACUUGGGAAGAGGUCAUAUUGCUGCAUCCAUGAAACCGAAACUGUAUCAUCUGUUAGAGCACAGAGCAGCAAAUUGCCGGCAUUUUGUCAUUCCUUUGUGGAGAGGAAGUGGUUAUGCAACAAUGUUCGCUCAAGUUCAAAUGCAACACAUGAUUUUCACUGGUCUUGAAGAUUACAAGGCAAGAGGAACUCAAGCAGCUCCCUACUUCACUGUCACUUUUUACACAGACUUUGCAGAAAGUAAGGAUUUGGUGCUUAUCCGGGGAGAUAUUGUGUUCACCAGCAAGCUCAGUGACUCAGAGGCGAAAUGGCUUUUGGAGACUGCUCAGUCUUUUUAUUUGAAUGAUGUCAGGUACAAGCUGGUUGAACGCUUCAACAAAGAAACCCGUGAAUUUGAAUUCAAGGAUGUGUUACAAGCACUCGACAUGCCUGUCCUGUGAUUUUGAUAAAUAAAGGAAAUACAGCUGACAUUAACAAGAGAGGACUGGAUUGGUGGAAAAAUAAUUAUCAGCGUAGCGAUUGCAACAGUAAUCAUAGGAGCUUCACCCCACAGUUCAUUUGAUAUACUGGGCAAAAAUGAUUCAUGAUCUUCAAUCUCUGGGAUUAUUUAUUAUACAUUUAAGUGCACAUUGAAGAUUCUAGCUAUAGUUUCCAGAUUUACACAGGCGAGUCAUCUCAGUCCUUUUUCUCUGGAAUUUUCUGUGACCGUUUUAACAGCACGUUGAAUGUGCUUCGCUUAUAUAUUGUAGUAUUUUCAGGUGAUGAAAUUAUUAUAUUCCUCUC
Molecule: messenger RNA, 1248 nt
Organism: Vitis vinifera (wine grape)
Lineage: Eukaryota; Viridiplantae; Streptophyta; Magnoliopsida; Vitales; Vitaceae
Exons: 4
Coding region: 168-905 (245 amino acids)
Biological process (GO): mitochondrial proton-transporting ATP synthase complex assembly
Cellular component (GO): mitochondrion
Source: RefSeq, a predicted model, not a curated record